AUGGCAACUGCAGAUGAGAAGUUUUUAGCUGAGGCAAAGCAGAUGGAGCUCAGCCCAUUGGACAGCUGUCAUUACAGGGUGAUCGCUCGGCUAAAGUCGAGCUGUGACAGCCUCUCAGAAGAAAAGCUCGCAAAGCUCGGAGUGGAACUGUUUAACUGCCAGGCAGAGAUUGAGGGGCGCCAGACGUACCUAUGCACAGAGGAGAUGACCAUCAAAGAGUGCACAGCAGACAUGGAUUCAGAUACAUGGAAUGCUUACCACAUAGUGAGCAACCGAGCGCGCUCCGUUUGUUAUGCAACUCGACAGCAGCUUUUCCGGCGCAGAGCAGAGCACACAGUCAAUGCACUCAUCUCCACAGCCACCAGCCAGCUAGAUGCAAUGAAGGACCUGAAGGAGGGCCAGGUAGAGUUGAAAGAACUGACUGCAGCAUCACUGGACAAGCUGCUUGAAGGCCACAGUGUUCUGCAGGCUCAACAGGGGAAGCUCCACGAGGGCCAGGAGCAGAUGACGAGUUCACUGAGGGACAACCUGGAGCGUCUGGGUCAGGAAAAAGCUCUCAUCGCCUCUGGACAGGAGUUGGUAGCUCAGCUCAUUCAGGGAAUUACACAAAGAAUGGAGAAUGUGAGUGAGCAUCUUCAAAUCCAGGGCUCUGAGGUGCAGGACAGCUACAAGGCGAUUGUCAAGGACCUGGCAGAUGUAAGACACCAAGCUCAGGACAUCUAUCAGAAAAUUGACCACAGUAUGAUAGAGUUUCUGCAGUAUCAGGAUCAGACCUCCCAGUACUACACUGACCUGAUGAACAAGUUGGAGUGCAUGAACAGCACCCUGGGAGGCAUGCUGCACUACCUCGAUAAGAUGCAGAGCCGCAUAGAGGACAGGCUUCACAUGAUCCAGGGCUACCUCGGAUGGGCAGGUUUAAGUCUGACAGCUAUAUGGACGUGCAUCACACACACAGGCUACUUUGUACUGUGUGCAGUCCUGCUGACAUUCCUGCACUGUCCUGGUUUCUCUCGAGCCAUGCUGCUGCUAACUGUGCCUCUGAAUGCAGUUGCUGAAGUCAACCAGCAGCCAGCGCUGGAUCUCACCAGCCUCAGCCUGCUGCUGCUCACUCUGUCUCUGGGUCACUGGUUUGUGAAUCAGCUGUGGGCAUGCUUCCAGAUCACGAAAAAGCUGACCAGUCCACUGCUACUCAGCUCGUGCACCAUUGUGGAACCGCAGAAGCAGCCUUGCAACUCUUAUCCACCAUCAUCUACACCACAGAAAGAUGAAAAAGAUGACAUCAUUGAGGAAGACGACCUAUUGAAUCCGGACAGCUUUUUAUCAGGUGAACUUGGCAUAUCAGCUGUGUCUCCACCUCAGAGGAAGCUUACGCCAGAGUCGAGGCUUAUGCCAGUAAUUGGUAAACCAAAUCACUCCACUCCCAGCUCAGUGUCAGGCCGUCAGCUGUGCAAUGGCCUCACAAAAAGAGGAAAAGUCUGUAAGAAGAGAGCCGUGCCAGGACAGGAGUACUGCAGAGUCCACGAAGGGGGGCACUCCUCGUAUGUCCAGUUUUAA
Molecule: messenger RNA, 1554 nt
Organism: Maylandia zebra (zebra mbuna)
Lineage: Eukaryota; Metazoa; Chordata; Actinopteri; Cichliformes; Cichlidae
Source: RefSeq, a predicted model, not a curated record